CACCUCUAUUAAAGAUCCAUUCUCCCCGCCAUUCCCUUGCAUCUUUGAUCAUCAACAGUCGUCGGGAAUUGAAAAUUCCGUCCUGACAGUUCAUAAGCAGUUCGAUCGAUUUGUCGACAACCCACCAUCCUUCCUUGGUUUGUCUGUGUUGAAGGGGACCUGUAAGAACAUGGCGGGGACUGUUUUUACUCCGUCCUUGGAGGGAAUGAAGCUGGUUAAAUCUGAAGAAGGCCAUCUGUUGGCUAAGCCGUUUCUGGAAAUGUGCAAGAAUGUGCUGCCAGUCAUAGAGAAGCUUGGAUCGGCCUUGACACUUGUAAAAUCUGAUAUUGGAGGUAAUAUAACGAGGUUGGAGAACAAAUAUUCUUCUGAUCCUUCCAAGUACCAUCUACUGUACUCUAUGAUGAAAGAGGAGCUGGCUGCUAAGAAAGCAAAAGAUUCCUCAAGUUGCACAAAUGGACUUUUAUGGUUAACUAGGGCCAUGGAUUUCUUGGUUCAAAUGUUCUGCAACUUGAUUGAGCAUGCUGAAUGGACCAUGCCACAGGCAUGUAGUGAUGCAUAUAGCAAAACCUUGAAAAAGUGGCAUGGGUGGGUCGCCAGUACUACUUUCACUGCUGCUAUGAAACUUGCACCUGAGAGGAAGAAAUUCAUGGAAAUCAUAGGUGAAGGUGGUGGUGAUCUCAAUGCGGACAUUCGCAACUUCUGUACCAUGUUUCCUCCCAUCCUUGAAGAGAACCACAAAUUCUUGGCAAGCGUUGGCAUGGAUGACCUGAAGGCUUAGGUGAUCAUCAACCAAUCGGAUUGCACUCAGACUUUUGGAGAAUUUUUCUUUCUUUUCGUUAGAGAAAAUGACGAUGUUUCUAAUUAUUGAUUUUUUUCAUAUAAAUAUUCAAUGAUUCCUUUUCUUUUUGGCA
Nymphaea colorata (pocket water lily) is the source of this 911-nucleotide messenger RNA. Its product is annotated as glycolipid transfer protein 1-like. Lineage: Eukaryota; Viridiplantae; Streptophyta; Magnoliopsida; Nymphaeales; Nymphaeaceae. The record is from RefSeq and is a predicted model, not a curated record. Gene Ontology annotation, cellular component: membrane; cytosol; cytoplasm. Gene Ontology annotation, molecular function: ceramide 1-phosphate transfer activity; ceramide 1-phosphate binding. The transcript has 7 exons. Gene Ontology annotation, biological process: ceramide transport; intermembrane lipid transfer. Bases 170 to 778 code for a protein of 202 amino acids.